Messenger RNA from Drosophila biarmipes, 775 nucleotides. RefSeq lists its product as uncharacterized. The record is from RefSeq and is a predicted model, not a curated record. NCBI's taxonomy places the organism in Eukaryota, Metazoa, Arthropoda, Insecta, Diptera, Drosophilidae. Bases 46 to 699 code for a protein of 217 amino acids. Gene Ontology annotation, cellular component: membrane. The transcript is spliced from 4 exons.
UUGCAUAUUUUGUCAAACUAUGUAGAACAGGAAGUAUUCUUUAGAAUGGUGGGAAAUCUGAUAAAGAAGUUGGUUGUUAUACUUUUUGGGCUGAUAUUGGCCAUAUCUAUAAGAAUGAUUCUACCCUUUACAUUGAAAUUUAGUAACCUUCAAAUCGGUACCCAAAUUAUUUCCUGUAUAAGUGAUUUGACAAGUACCAUUUUCAUUUUAUCAUGUCUAUUUUUGGUCAGCACUUUCCUAGCUUACUUGACUGACGAUUGGAUUGUCUUAGGGUAUGUACCGCUACAAUUGUACGUGUUACAUUGGACGUUUGUCACAUUUUCGGAGCGAUUGGAAGCAAUGAAUAAAAGCUAUGAUACAUUUAUGGAUCAUUUGAACCAAAAAUGGCUGAGCUAUUUCAAUUACAAUGAUACCUAUUGGACUACUCUCGAAAAGACAAUGCUAUGCUGUGGACUGGAGGGACCCCGGUCUUAUAUGGACUACCUACAGAAGGUUCCAAGUCACUGCUAUAAUCCCAAACUCAUAACACUCGGCUGUAGUCACUUACAUCAAAACAUAUUUCACCCAAUGCAACAAAUAGGUUCCUUAUUGCUAAGACUAUUACUUUUUGGUGAGCUUUGCAUUUUAUUAUUUUAUGGCUUAAGGUUAUUUAAAAAGUUGCUUCGGUUAUGUGCAAAGGAAACCAAAAAGAGCUGUUAGCCAAUAAUUAUUGGUAAAUAGAAUGUUAUAAACUACACGUUUAUAGAAAAUAUAUUACAAGUAUUCAAACACCUUA